Molecule: messenger RNA, 552 nt
Organism: Labeo rohita (rohu)
Lineage: Eukaryota; Metazoa; Chordata; Actinopteri; Cypriniformes; Cyprinidae
Gene: il17a/f2
Product: interleukin 17a/f2
Exons: 5
Coding region: 97-552 (151 amino acids)
Cellular component (GO): extracellular region
Molecular function (GO): cytokine activity
Source: RefSeq, a predicted model, not a curated record
CCAACAUAGACUGAUCUGUAAUCCGUAGGUCAGAUUACUGGUAACGCGAGGAAAAAUGUAGGUCUAAACAGCACCCCUCACCUAUCAAUUGAUCUGAUGAGGAAAUCCAGGUCAGAGGUUUUGCUGAGCUGUGCGCUGGCAAGCCUCACAUUUGCCAAACAAGGGCAGAAAAAAUUAUGUGACACUAGUUUGACGAUUGACUUUUAUGCCUCUCUGGAUUUGGACGCGGAGGGAAACGGCAACAUCCACAACCGCUCACUAUCUCCAUGGACCUGGAUACCGAAGUAUUCACCAGACAGAAUACCGCAGUUCCUCUUCGAAGCCCAGUGCAGUUCAGAAUAUUGUGUCUUUCCCAGCGGUGUGGAUAUAGGACUGAACUCUUUACCUAUUUAUCAGGACAUCCUGGUGCUGAAACAGGAUACGGAGGACAGGAAGUGUUUCAGGGUGACUUUUGAGAGAGUAAUACUGAGACAUUUGCUUUUAACAGAAUACAUAUUGUACCUGCGGUACACACUGUCAAACUGUGGAUUUACAGAUAGCCAGUCGAGCUAG